AUGCCCAAUGCCAAAGCGCAAGAUGGGCCCAGCAGCUUGCGGUGCGCGGCUCGCCUCCCCUGGCUGCGGGAGCUUCUUUGCCACACCGACGGCGCCGCCCGCGCCGCCGCCGCGCGGCUGGUCGGCGCGGCGGCUGCUGCGCUCUCCCGCCAGCAGCCGGCCGCCGGGGCCAGGGCCGCGGGCGAGCUGCUCUCGUCGCUGCUGGCUGUCGGCUGCCCGGCGGCGGAGGAGGGCGGCAAGCGGGGCGGCGGCGCCGGGGCGGGGGCAAGCUCUAAGCUGGAAGAGCGGGAGGGGAGCAUCCUCGCUGCAGGCUUUGUCACCGCGCAAUGCCGCGCGGCGCUGCCUCCCGCGGCGCUCCAAGACGCCGUCAGCCGGCUGGCCGCCCUGGUGCCUUCCGCUGAUCGCCAGCCAUUGCUGGCCGGCGCCGCGGCCCUCGCACUCGGCUACCUCGGGUCUGCGGGCCGCCUGCCAGAUCUCGACGAGUCAACCUCGGACGCAUCCAAGCCGUCGGAGGCGGCCAAGGAUGGCGCCGCAGGAGCGGCGGGCGCGAACGGCUCGGCAGAGGAGGCAAAAGCUGAUAAGGAUGAGGGGGCGGCGGCGGCGGCGGUGCACGAGAGUGCCGCGGUCAUGGUGAUCGCCAAGGCGCUGCCGGCGCCGACGGUGGGGCCAAAGGAGGUCAGCCAGGCGGCGGCGACCGCAGUGGCGCGCUGCGCGUUGGCGGUCGGGCUGGCCUGCCGCGGGGAGGACCGGUCCGAGGUGCUGAGGGCGGCGGUGAAAGCGCUAAUGGGGCUGGCGCUGUCAACCAAGAGCGAGGAGGCGCUGCUGGUCGCUGGCGAGGCGCUCGCGCUGGCGUUUGGGGGUGUGCCGCUCUCGGACCAGCAGCUGCUGCGGUCACCAGGCACACGCCUGUCCGAUCUGCUGCCCGCUGCUGACGAGGACGACGCUGCGGCAGGCGGCCACGGCAACAGCGGCAGCGGCAACGGGCCCGAGGCGAUGGCCGUCGACGGCGGUGCCGGCAGCGCUGCCGGCGGCGGCGCAGGUGUGGCGGCUGCGGACGCUCUGAACCCGCGGCCUUGGCUGCAGGCUGAGGUGCUGUCCGAGCUCAGGGGUCCCCUGGCAAUCAACAGCAAGCCGGAGGCCAGGUGCGCCGCGGCCCUGUGGCUGGUGUCCCUGCUGAGCUAUUGCCGCUGCUGCCCCCUGCUGGACGAGGAGGGGACGCUGGGGCAGCUGCAGGGCAGCUUCAGCGCGCUGCUGGGGGACAGCAACGAGCUCACGCAGGAGACCGCGGCGCGCGGCGUUUCGCUGGUGUACGCGAGGGGCGGGGAGGCGCUGCGGUCGCGGCUGCUAGCCCAGCUGGUGGGCGUGCUGCAGGGCGCGUCGCCAGGGGCAGCUGCGGUCAGCGGCGUCAAGGGCGCGGCGCUCACGGCGGACACCAAGAUAUUUGAGGAGGGUGCGCUGGGGUCCGCCCCCGGCGGCGGCGGCCUGUCCACAUACAAGGAGCUGGCCUCCCUCGCUUCAGACAUGGGGCAGCCCGAGCUCAUCUACAAGUUCAUGGACCUGGCGCGCCACGCGGCCGCCGCCAACACUAGCCGCGGUGCAGCCGCUGGCAUAUCUGGGAUCGCGAAGCUUCUUGGCGGCCCACGUGCGGGCGCCAAGGGCGGCCCCGGCGGCGCCGCCGGCGCCCUGCCGUCCCUGCUGGGCCCCGAGCGCCUGGCGGCGCUGCUGCCUCGCCUGUACCGCCAGCAGUACGACCCCUCACCAAAGUGA
Messenger RNA from Monoraphidium neglectum, 1767 nucleotides. RefSeq names its product proteasome component ECM29. Lineage: Eukaryota; Viridiplantae; Chlorophyta; Chlorophyceae; Sphaeropleales; Selenastraceae. Gene Ontology annotation, cellular component: nucleus; cytoplasm. Gene Ontology annotation, molecular function: molecular adaptor activity. The transcript has 11 exons. The record is from RefSeq and is a predicted model, not a curated record. The coding region runs from base 1 to 1767 and encodes 588 amino acids.